Molecule: messenger RNA, 1342 nt
Organism: Hevea brasiliensis (rubber tree)
Lineage: Eukaryota; Viridiplantae; Streptophyta; Magnoliopsida; Malpighiales; Euphorbiaceae
Exons: 7
Coding region: 74-1207 (377 amino acids)
Biological process (GO): L-threonine biosynthetic process
Molecular function (GO): protein dimerization activity; NADP binding; aspartate-semialdehyde dehydrogenase (NADP+) activity
Source: RefSeq, a predicted model, not a curated record
GCCUUCAAACUUAGAAAGUUAAAACCCCAUCGUCUCUUUCAGCCGCCUAAACUUCUUGCUUUCUCUGUCUCAAAUGGCGACUCUCACUCACCCGCACCAGCAAACUCAUCUAUUCUCCAAAAUCUACCUCAAACCCAAACCAAAAUUUACUACUUCACCUUCCAGAAUUCGAAUGUCCCUCCAAGAAAACGCCCCCUCCCUCGCCGUCGUGGGCGUCACAGGCGCAGUGGGUCAGGAAUUCCUUUCCGUCCUAUCCGACCGUGACUUCCCUUAUCGCUCUAUCAAAAUGCUUGCCUCCAAACGCUCUGCUGGGAAACAGCUCUCUUUCCAGGACAGGAACUACACGAUCGAGGAACUGACAGCGGAGAGCUUCGAUGGGAUUGACAUUGCGCUGUUCAGUGCUGGAGGGUCUAUUAGUAAGCAGUUUGGGCCUGUGGCGGUGGAGAAGGGUGCGGUUGUGGUUGAUAAUAGUUCGGCUUUUAGGAUGAAUGAGGGGAUUCCGCUGGUGAUUCCUGAGGUGAAUCCGGAGGCUAUGGAAGGGAUUAAGGUUGGAAUGGGAAAGGGGGCUUUGAUUGCGAACCCAAAUUGCUCUACUAUUAUCUGUUUGAUGGCUGCCACACCUUUGCAUAGACAUGCCAAGGUGCAACGCAUGGUUGUUAGUACUUAUCAGGCAGCCAGUGGUGCUGGUGCUGCCGCAAUGGAGGAGCUGGAGCUGCAGACUCGUGAGGUCUUGGAAGGAAAACCACCCACGUGCAAAAUCUUUAAGCAACAGUAUGCUUUUAAUUUAUUUUCACAUAAUGCACCGGUCCUAUCAAAUGGAUACAAUGAAGAGGAAAUGAAAUUAGUUAAAGAAACUCAAAAAAUUUGGAAUGACAUGAAUGUUCAAGUCACUGCUACAUGUAUCCGAGUUCCUGUCAUGCGCGCACAUGCUGAAAGUGUUAAUCUUCAAUUUGAGAAGCCCCUUGAUGAGGACACAGCAAGAGAUAUUCUGAAGAAAGCCUCUGGGGUGGUGGUUAUUGAUGACCGUGCAUCAAAUCACUUCCCUACGCCAUUGGAGGUAUCAAACAAAGAUGAUGUUGCAGUUGGUAGAAUCCGCAGGGAUGUGUCUCAAGAAGGGAAUCAUGGGUUGGAUAUCUUUGUCUGUGGAGAUCAAAUACGCAAGGGGGCUGCUUUUAAUGCCAUUCAGAUAGCUGAGUUGCUGCUAUAGUCCAAUUAGUUUUAGUGUUGGGUUUUGUAUCAUGUUUAAUCACUGGUGAGACGAGGUGAUUUUGUAUCAUUUAUAAUUUUAUUGUUGAGCUGCGGAUAUUUAUCUUUGCAUUGAGGUUGAGCAAAUUUGGUUUAA